CAUCUGUUGCGUCGACAAAUGGUGCGCAAUUGUCGCAAGCCACUGAUAAUUAUGACGCCUAAAAGUUUACUGCGUCAUAAAUUGUGUGUGAGUAGUAUCGAUGAUUUAACCAGCGGUGGUUUUAAACGGGUGUUGCCAGAGAUUGACGAGAUUAAUGCGAGUGUCGUGGAGCGCGUAAUCGUUUGUAGCGGAAAAAUCUUCUAUGAAUUAUUAGAAGCGAGACGACUAAAUAGAACGAAUAAUAUCGCGAUAUUAUGUAUUGAGCAGCUUUAUCCAUUCCCUGGUGAACAAUUGAAUGAACUGUUAUCGCAAUAUGAAAAUACCAAUGAAUUGAUUUGGUGUCAGGAAGAACCCAAAAAUCAAG
Messenger RNA from Priapulus caudatus, 364 nucleotides. RefSeq names its product 2-oxoglutarate dehydrogenase E1 component-like. Gene Ontology annotation, biological process: tricarboxylic acid cycle. The transcript has a single exon. Gene Ontology annotation, cellular component: cytosol; oxoglutarate dehydrogenase complex. Gene Ontology annotation, molecular function: oxoglutarate dehydrogenase (succinyl-transferring) activity; thiamine pyrophosphate binding. Lineage: Eukaryota; Metazoa; Priapulida; Priapulimorpha; Priapulimorphida; Priapulidae. The annotation marks the transcript as partial. The record is from RefSeq and is a predicted model, not a curated record.